Messenger RNA from Williopsis jadinii, 324 nucleotides. RefSeq names its product mitochondrial 37S ribosomal protein bS18m (gene RSM18). The record is from RefSeq and is a predicted model, not a curated record. The transcript has a single exon. Lineage: Eukaryota; Fungi; Ascomycota; Saccharomycetes; Phaffomycetales; Wickerhamomycetaceae. Gene Ontology annotation, cellular component: ribosome; mitochondrial small ribosomal subunit. Gene Ontology annotation, biological process: mitochondrial translation. Gene Ontology annotation, molecular function: structural constituent of ribosome; small ribosomal subunit rRNA binding. The annotation marks the transcript as partial.
CUCGAGAGGGCGCCGGUUCAGAGUAGCAUCAACAUCAUUCCAAGUGCGACCCGUUCUUUGAACGCUGACACUCUGUACGAUCCCUUUGACUUCAGUAUGGCGAAGAUCAGACUGGAGCGUAGAAAGGCCAAGGAGAACAUCAGCCACAAGAUGUUUGACGAGAAGAAGCUGAACCCGCUGGACUUCUACCUCGAGACUAAGAUGCUCAGCAACUACAUGACGUCUACUGGCAGAAUACUCCCAAGAGAGGUGACGAAGCUGAGCGUGAAGAACCAGAAGAGAUUGGCCAAGUCGAUAAAGAGAGCCAUCGCUGCUGGAUUGCUG